Molecule: messenger RNA, 1456 nt
Organism: Rhagoletis pomonella (apple maggot)
Lineage: Eukaryota; Metazoa; Arthropoda; Insecta; Diptera; Tephritidae
Product: histone-lysine N-methyltransferase SETMAR-like
Exons: 1
Coding region: 407-1456 (349 amino acids)
Molecular function (GO): nucleic acid binding
Source: RefSeq, a predicted model, not a curated record
GUUAAUUUAUACGGGCUCAUUGCUAUGGAUAAGUGAACAAAAAAUGCACAACUUUGGUUAUAUUUUGCAUAAUAUGUAUUUUCAAAAAACUUUUAAAUUAGUCUCGUUAUAAGACAUAGGCCAGCUACACCUGUCGAGGUUGAGGAGAGAAGCCGCAACAGUGGAACCCUCAUCAGUGAAACCAAGUGAGAAUAUUUGGAAUGAAUGUCUUAAUAUUACUUACAUACGAGGGUCGUAUGAAAACUACCCGAUUUUGAAUAGAGAUGGCGCUGCUAGAACUAAAAAAAAUAUUUUGCUAAAAAAUACAACUCUUCAAAUAACACGUGUCAAAAUUUCUCAGCGAUAUGACAUUUACAACAAAUUUUAUACGUGUUAGAAUUGAGUUACUUUUGUGCUUUUUGUCAACAUGGAAAAAAUUGAAUAUCGAGCAGAGAUAAAAUAUUUGUUUUUGAAAAAGAAAACAAACGACGAAAUUAAAUCGGAAUUUAACGAAGUUUAUGGAGACUCUGGACCGUCAUUAACAACUAUAAAAUAUUGGGUAGCUGAAUUUAAACGCGGCCGUACGAGCAUUUUUGAUGAGGAACGUUCAGGUCGUCCAAAUGAGGUCACUACACCAGAAAUGAUUGAAAAAAUCCGUGAUAUGGUAAUGAGUGAUCGAAGAUUGAAAGUGCGUGAGAUUGGUGAGAGUGUGGGCAUUUCAAUUGAACGGGUUAAUAACAUUUUGCGAAAUCAUUUGGAUAUGAGAAAGCUUUCCGCAAGAUGGGUGCCGCGAUUACUCACAACACACCAUAAACAAACACGUGUUUCCAUUUCAAAUGAUUGUUUAUCAAUGUUAAACGCAAAUCCCCAGGAGUUUUGGCGUCGAUUUGUAACUGUCGAUGAAACGUGGAUUCAUCACUCCACACCAGAGACCAAAGAACAGUCAAAACAGUGGACUCGUCGUGGUGAACCAGCUCCAAAGAAGGCAAAGGCGAUAUUAUCUGCAAACAAGGUUAUGGCCACAGUAUUUUGGGAUGCGCGUGGGGUUAUACAUAUUGAUUACUUACAAAAAGGAAAAACAAUUAAUGGCGAAUACUACUGCAAAAUAUUGGGUGAUUUUGACAAGGCUUUGAAGGAAAAACGUCCACAUUUGUUGAAAAAAAAAGUUCUUUUUCAUCAAGACAAUGCUCGUGUACGCACAUGUGUCGUAGCCAUGUCUAAAUUCAAUGAAUUAGGCUACCAAAUGUUUCCUCAUCCACCGUAUUCUCCAGAUUUGGCCCCCUGUGACUUUUUCCUUUUUCCUAAUCUUAAAAAAUGGGUCGGCGGGAAAAAAUUUAGCUCAAAUGAUGAAGAAAUUGCAGCAACAAAUGCUUAUUUUGAAGGGUUGGAGAAACCCUAUUAUUCGGAAGGGAUCAAAACGUGGGAAAAACGUUUGCUUAAGUGUAUCGAGCUAAAAGGAGAUUAUGUUGAAAAAUAA